GUGUGGAUUCCUAGGUUACGUGGUGUCCAUUAUGGGCCGGAGACGUUCACUCCCGCAUGUCAACUCGGCCGACUGGGGCGUACGCAUGCAGGCAGAGAGACAAGCCGUCAACUUUGUAGUGCAAGGCUCUGCAGCUGACCUGUGUAAGAUGGCCAUGAUCCGUAUCUUCUCCCAAGUGGCCUCCUCGGCAACCCUCACCGCCAGGCUGGUGGCCCAGAUCCACGAUGAACUGCUGUUUGAGGUGGAGGAGCCCCAACUUCAGGAGUUCGCUUUGCUCGUGAAGAGGACCAUGGAAUCCCUUCAGCACAUUGACAGCCUUGGAGUUCAUCUGACUGUACCUCUAAAGGUGGUGGUUUCCAGCGGGUCCUCCUGGGGUUCCAUGUCGGAGUUGUCCCUUCCAGAAACUCCUGCCUGCCCAUAACUCCUCUCUUCAUCGUCACUCUUACCUUCCCUUGUUCUUUUCCCCCAUCCUCUCUCUUUUGCCUUCCUCCUUCUUCUUAGUUCAUCGGUUCAUUCUUUCAUUUAUGCAUACUUCUCCCUGCCCAUAACUCUUCUCUUCUUCCCAUAACUCUUCUCCUCACAGACUGUCUUUUUAUUCCCUUCUUUUUUCCUUUUCACCUUCUCCUUUUGCUCCUAGCACUUUAUCCGUUUUAUUUCAUUUAUAGAAGCUGUGGAGUUAUAGGGUGGAGCUAUGGAGGGGGCUGAGCUGGGCAUUUGCCCCCGGGCCCAAGACCCAUCUGAAUUAGUGGUGGGGGCCCUAUUAUGACCUUGGGAGGCCAUGUGGGGGCCCUAUCAGUGUUUUGCCCUGGUGCCCUAUGUGCCAUAGUUCCACCACUGUUUUCUAUGGUACAUUUAUCUGACUGAAACGGUUAUCUCUUCUUUUGAUGCUGUUUCUCCUUCCUUAUCUUGGUUUGCCUGAAGUUUUGUUUCUGUUCUUACUGGUUUGAAUCUCUCUCCUCUUCUCUCUGUCCAUCUCUUCCCCUCUGUACCUCUCCUGUCAUCCUAUCUGUCCAUCUGUCCCUUUCAACAAAGCCCCCUCUGUCACCCACUUUCCUGAUUCUAGCUCCUCCUCUUUAAUUUUGCACUCUGUCACUCUUUCAUACAGUCACUCACUCACCCACUCUCUCUCUCUCUCUCUCUCUCUCUCUUCCUUCUUUCUUUCUCCCUCCUCCUCUCCUCUCCUCUCCUCUUUAAUUUCUUAUUCAUUCACUCUCACUCAAUCAUUCACCCCCCCCCCCCCCUUCUGUCCUGCAUCCCGUUGUCGUGGUAACAAGCAGCUGCAGCUCCUCCAGCUCUCUCCUCUUGCUCCGUAUCCGGGGGCAACGGCAAGAGCUCCAGACUGGUUCUCACCGGUUCCUCUCUCUUUUUCUAUGUGUGUUCUCUUGUCCUCUUCUCCUCUCUCUCUCUCCCUCUCUCUCUCUCUCUCUCUCUCUCUCUCUCUCUCUCUCUCUCUCUCUCUCUCUCUCAAUAUUUCUUUCUCAGAAUCUUAUUUUUCUGGCACAUCAUCCACUUUAGAAAGUUGUGUUUGUGCGUGUGCUCGCAUUCUGUUCAUUCGCUUUCAUCUGCCUGUUGGCUCUUCCUUCUGUUCGUCAUCCAAGAAACUGUUGGUCCUUAAUGUUGUUAAGUGCCUUUGCAGAUGUAAUAGCUGUAAUGUUAUCACAUGCAACUCUUUAUCUUAACCUUUCAAAUUUUAUGCAUGGAUAGUUAUGCAUUAUUUAAUACAUGUUAUUCAUUUUGAUGUACCCAAGGAAAAAAAUAAGGCAGCAAAACUUUUAGUACUUUGUGCUGAUCAAUUACUUGUGCAGAUGUUCUUGUGCAGAUAUAGUGUUAUCACUGCAUCUAAUUGUAACCUGUCAAGCUCUUAUUUAAGGUAUUAAAUGCAUUAAUUAAUACAUAUACAUUUUAAUAUAUCCAAGUAUGUUGUGUUGUCAAGCACCUUUACAGACACGUCUGAAUUUGAUUAUGAUAACACACACACCACUGUUAUAUAUGGUUAUUUAUGCAUUUAUUACUACAGUAUAUUUAGAUUAAUCUGAAAAUAAAUACAUACAAAUAUAUUUACCAGA
This is a messenger RNA of Engraulis encrasicolus (European anchovy), 2066 nucleotides long. Its product is annotated as DNA polymerase nu-like. Gene Ontology annotation, molecular function: DNA binding; DNA-directed DNA polymerase activity. The record is from RefSeq and is a predicted model, not a curated record. The transcript is spliced from 5 exons. Gene Ontology annotation, biological process: double-strand break repair via alternative nonhomologous end joining; DNA-templated DNA replication. Lineage: Eukaryota; Metazoa; Chordata; Actinopteri; Clupeiformes; Engraulidae. The coding region runs from base 32 to 421 and encodes 129 amino acids.